AUGUGGAAAAUCAAAGCACAAGAUAAAUUAGUGGAUUUGACGAAAAAACUUGAUAAUGACAAUACCAUUGACUCUAUUAUUCCUAAAGAUAACGACAAAACUGGAGGUUUGCCAAAGGAAAUCGAAAUUUUCGUAGGAGCUAAAGUUAUGCUUAGAACCAACUUAAAUGUAUAUCAAGGACUUGUAAAUGGUGCAAUAGGAAAUAUCACAGAGAUUAACUGGCCCAAUUUUGCUAGAGAUCAACUAUAUGAUGAAUGUAUACCAACAUUAAUUCGCGUCGACUUUGGAAGAGAUGGUAUCCAUAAAAUCAAGCCCAUAUCUAUUCAGUUUCCUACGAUGCGCAGUUAUGGUACUGCUGAGCGUAGAAUAUUGCCAAUAAUUUUGUCAUGGGCAGUAACCGCACACAAGUUAUAG
Molecule: messenger RNA, 414 nt
Organism: Acyrthosiphon pisum (pea aphid)
Lineage: Eukaryota; Metazoa; Arthropoda; Insecta; Hemiptera; Aphididae
Exons: 1
Coding region: 1-414 (137 amino acids)
Source: RefSeq, a predicted model, not a curated record